Molecule: messenger RNA, 1879 nt
Organism: Arachis duranensis
Lineage: Eukaryota; Viridiplantae; Streptophyta; Magnoliopsida; Fabales; Fabaceae
Product: probable polyol transporter 4
Exons: 2
Coding region: 138-1733 (531 amino acids)
Biological process (GO): transmembrane transport
Cellular component (GO): membrane
Molecular function (GO): myo-inositol:proton symporter activity
Source: RefSeq, a predicted model, not a curated record
AGAUCUUCAUUCUCUUGAGAUCUAAUAGCAAAAGCACAAACGGUAUAUGAACUUAGUAGUCUCGAUCAUAACUGUCAUAGGAGUGUCUCCAACCAGAGACACAGAAGGGUUACUACUACAACUCAGAGUAGUGAAACAUGGGGUUCCAACAACAUGGGGAUAAUGGAGAUAUGGGGUUGUCUGGAAUCCCAUUGGGAUCAAAGAACAAGUACAAGAGAAUGAAUUCAGAGCUUGCAGAAGACUAUGAUGAUGUCUUGAACCAACAACGACACAUAGAAGAAAGGAGGAGCAGUACUAGGAAAUAUGUUCUAGCUUGUGCCAUCUUUGCUUCCCUCAACAAUGUUCUUCUUGGCUAUGAUGUUGGUGUAAUGAGUGGAGCAGUUAUAUUCAUCAAAGAGGAUCUGAAGAUAUCUGAGGUGAAGGAAGAGUUUCUGGUUGGCAUUCUGAGCGUUGUUUCUCUAUUGGGAAGUUUAGGAGGUGGAAGAACAUCAGAUAUGAUUGGUAGAAAAUGGACUAUGGCUGUAGCAGCAGUGGUGUUCCAAUCUGGUGCACUCACAAUGACUCUUGCUCCUUCAUUUUCAGUUCUAAUGAUUGGAAGACUCUUAGCAGGUGUUGGAAUAGGAUUUGGAGUUGUCAUAGCUCCUAUUUACAUUGCAGAGAUUUCACCAAACAUCUCUAGAGGCACCCUCACUUCCUUCCCUGAGAUUUUCAUAAACAUUGGAAUCUUACUUGGCUAUGUAUCAAACUAUGCCUUCUCAGGCUUCUCAGCACACAUUAAUUGGAGGAUAAUGCUCGCUGUGGGAAUUCUUCCUUCUGUGUUCAUUGGUUUCGCCCUUUUCGUUAUCCCUGAGUCCCCGAGGUGGUUAGUAAUGCAGAACAGAAUUGAAGAAGCCAGACAAGUUCUCUUGAAAACAAUUGAGAAUGAGAAAGAAGUAGAUGAGAGACUGGCAGAAAUUCAGCAGGCUGCUGGAGUUCCUUCCAAGGAGGACAAACCGGUGUGGCGCGAAUUGAUCUUCCCUUCUCCUUCUCUUCGCCGGAUGCUAAUCACAGGAUGUGGUAUCCAAUGUUUUCAGCAGAUUACUGGAAUUGAUGCAACAGUGUAUUACAGUCCUGAGAUAUUCAAAGCUGCUGGGAUCAAGGACAAUUCAAAGCUUCUAGCAGCAACAGUUGCUGUUGGAAUAUCAAAAACUAUUUUCAUAUUGGUUGCCAUAGUUCUUGUUGAUAAACUAGGUAGGAAGCCUCUUCUUUACAUAAGCACAAUUGGGAUGACUAUUUGUUUGUUCAGCAUAGGAGCUACUCUUUCUAUAUUUGGACAAGGAUCCUUUGUGAUUGCAUUGGCUAUUCUCUUUGUCUGUGGCAAUGUUGCAUUCUUUUCGGUAGGACUAGGACCGAUUUGCUGGGUUGUUACAUCUGAAAUCUUCCCUUUAAGGCUUCGAGCUCAGGCCUCGUCGCUUGGAUUCGUUGGCAAUAGACUCUGCAGUGGCCUUGUUGCCAUGUCUUUUCUUUCUGUUGCUCGUGCAAUCACAGUUGCUGGAACAUUCUUUGUGUUUGCUGCUAUUUCUGGUCUUGCUGUUUUGUUUGUCUACUUUCUGGUUCCUGAGACCAAAGGGAAGUCAUUGGAGCAGAUAGAGAUGGUUUUUCAGAAUGAACUUGCUAUGCAAGGAAGCCAAAUAGAGCUUGGAGAUGUUGAAGUUGAACAACUUGUGCAGAACAAAACCAUUUUAACAAAUUGAUUCUAGCAUUAUUCUUUCUCUUUUGGUUUUACCUUUAAGAAUUCAUUAGCAGAGUUUUAGGCAGAGAGCUGGUCUGAUAAAAAAUUUUAUUAACUAGCAUGUAUGAUAGUUGAAAAUUGCUAAAUGAAUUGAUAUGUUUGACUAAA